Coffea arabica (coffee) is the source of this 1471-nucleotide messenger RNA. RefSeq lists its product as uncharacterized. The record is from RefSeq and is a predicted model, not a curated record. Gene Ontology annotation, cellular component: Golgi membrane. NCBI's taxonomy places the organism in Eukaryota, Viridiplantae, Streptophyta, Magnoliopsida, Gentianales, Rubiaceae.
ACGGAACCAGACGCCACAGCCAGCCUUACCACCGAAUACCAGAAAGAGGGAGAAAUUUAGAAAAGGAAGGAAAGGGCUGCCAGAAAUCCGAACCCAGAAAGAAUAAUAUCACCAAAUCCAACUCCUGCUCCAAUCUAACUCCCAGUUCAAACAAACACGCAAUUAAGAAGAAAUCUUCAAAAUCAAUUCAAAAUUGUAUCUGCGGAACUCCAAAAUUUCGCAGAAAAAUCCAGGGGAAAGAAAGAAAUAAGAAAAGAAAAGGAGAAAGGGAAGAUGCUGCCAACUACAUCAAAGGGGCGGACGAGCUCCAAUGCCCGGCCCAAUUCUCCUUUCCCUCAUUAUCUCCGUAGAAUCGUCAAGUGGCAACAAAUGGACAUUGAAUAUACUUUCUGGCAAAUGCUACAUUUAUGCACCUCCCCAAAAGUGGUAUAUCAGCACACUAAAUAUCACAAGCAAACAAAGAAUCAAUGGGCACGUGAUGAUCCAGCAUUCGUAGUGAUAUGCAGUCUUCUUUUGGUAGUUUCCACCUCAGCUUAUUGUGCCGCGUAUGAUCAUAGUGUGGGACAUGCUGUUUAUGUAGUUAUGUCAGUGUUGCUUUUUCAUCUUUUGAUGACUGGUGCAAUUUUGGCUACAUGUUGCUGGUUCUUGACCAACAAUUAUCUUCGUGAAGAAGUUCCAAACAGUCAUGUGGUGGAGCAACGAGUGGAAUGGUUGUACGCAUUUGAUGUACACUGCAACUCUUUCUUCCCGAUGUUUGUUCUGCUAUAUGUCAUACACUAUUUUUUGUCACCUCUGCUGAUAGCUCAUGGUUUCAUUCCUGUUUUGCUAUCAAACUUGCUCUUCAUGGUGGCUGCUUCCUACUAUCACUACUUGAAUUUUUUGGGUUAUGAUGUACUGCCUUUCUUGGAAAGAACAACCUUCUUCCUAUACCCAAUUGGUGUCGUAAUUGUCCUCUCACCAAUCUUGAUUCUGAUUGGUUUCAAUCCGUCGAGAUAUGUCAUGAAUAUGUACUUCAGUCAGUUGGAAUAGCCACGCCUAACACUAAGAUGAUACAUGGGAGGAUCCAGCUACACACUGAGAAGCAUGAAACGGUUGAUUAGUUCAUUAACGACCCCCUUUGAGUGAAGACGGGAUUUCCCGAAGGAAGGUUCUGUAGUUCUCUGUUAAAGCCUCAUUCUGUUAAAGCGUGAAAAUUAUACUUCCAUCAAAAGGGCUCCUAAAUUGGUUGGAUGAGAAAAUUGAUGAAGUGAAGCUAUAUUCAUUUUCGCAAUUUUGCUCGUUCAUUAAAAUAUCAUCCUUAGUGGAUGCUGUAGCGCAUUUUUUUUGAUAAAAGUUCUUGUACAACAUCUGCGGAAAUAUAGAAUGCGUAUACUUUAGUUACAGAACUUGCACUCCGCUUGCUCCUUCAUUGUCAAGGACGGAAUCUCUUGCAUCGCUUCGACAAAAGUAACCAUCCUUCGAAUUCAUUAUA